CCUGCCUCGGUGAUAUAACUUGGGUCGCAGACUGCCACCGUCUGCGGCCUGAACCUUAACUCCUGGUCUCUCGCCUUCCUACCGGAUAGCAUGAGCUUCACCACCCACUCCACCACCUUCUCCACCAACUACCGGUCCCUGGGGUCCGUCCGGUCGCCCAGCCACCGGGUCCGGCCCGCCAGCAGCGCGGCCAGCGUCUAUGCAGGCGCUGGGGGCUCAGGCUCCCGGAUCUCUGUGUCCCGCUCCUCCAGUUUCCGGGGCGGCUGGGGGUCCGGGAGCUCGGCGACGGGGAUGGCCGGGGGUCUGUCGGGAAUGGGCGGCAUCCAGAACGAGAAAGAGACCAUGCAAGACCUGAACGAUCGCCUGGCCUCCUACCUGGACAGAGUGAGGAGCCUGGAGACAGAUAAUCGGAGGCUGGAAAGCAAAAUCCGAGAACAUCUGGAAAAGAAGGGACCCCAGGUCAGAGACUGGGGGCAUUACUUCAAGACCAUCGAGGAGCUGCGGGCUCAGAUCUUCGCAAAUUCUGUGGACAACGCCCGCAUCGUUCUGCAGAUUGACAAUGCUCGUCUUGCUGCUGAUGACUUUAGAGUCAAGUACGAGACAGAGCUGGCCAUGCGCCAGUCUGUGGAGAGUGAUAUCCAUGGGCUCCGCAAGGUCAUUGAUGACACCAAUAUCACUCGGCUGCAGCUGGAGACGGAAAUUGAGACUCUCAAGGAAGAGCUGCUCUUCAUGAAGAAGAACCAUGAGGAGGAAGUCAAAGGCCUUCAAGCCCAGAUUGCCAACUCUGGAUUGACUGUGGAGGUGGAUGCCCCCAAAUCUCAGGACCUCAGCAAGAUCAUGGCAGACAUCCGGGCUCAGUAUGAUGAGCUGGCUCAGAAGAACCGAGAGGAGCUGGACAAGUACUGGUCCCAGCAGAUUGAGGAAAGCACCACAGUGGUCACCUCGCAGACAGCUGAGAUUGGAGCUGCUGAGAUAACACUCACUGAGCUGAGACGCACAGUCCAGUCCUUGGAAAUUGACCUGGACUCCAUGAGAAAUCUGAAGGCCAGCUUAGAGAACAGUCUGAGGGAAGUGGAGGCCCGCUACUCCAUGCAGAUGGAACAGCUCAAUGGGGUCCUGCUGCACCUGGAAUCAGAACUGGCCCAGACACGAGCAGAGGGGCAGCGCCAGACCCAGGACUAUGAGGCCCUACUGAACAUCAAGGUCAAGCUGGAGGCUGAGAUUGCCACUUACCGCCGCCUGUUAGAAGACGGAGAAGACUUCAAUCUCAAUGAUGCCCUGGACAGCAGCAACUCCAUGCAAACCAUCCAAAAGACCACCACCCGCAGGAUUGUGGAUGGCAAAAUAGUGUCUGAGACCAAUGACACCAAAGUGCUGAGACGCUGAAGCAGCAGGAGCAGGGGACCCUCAAGGAGCAAGGGACCAAUAAAAGUUCCAAGAUCAUU
Messenger RNA from Urocitellus parryii (Arctic ground squirrel), 1445 nucleotides. It is a transcript of the gene Krt18, whose product is annotated as keratin 18. NCBI's taxonomy places the organism in Eukaryota, Metazoa, Chordata, Mammalia, Rodentia, Sciuridae. The record is from RefSeq and is a predicted model, not a curated record. Gene Ontology annotation, biological process: intermediate filament cytoskeleton organization. Gene Ontology annotation, molecular function: structural molecule activity. Gene Ontology annotation, cellular component: keratin filament; cytoskeleton.